Molecule: messenger RNA, 1311 nt
Organism: Mustela lutreola (European mink)
Lineage: Eukaryota; Metazoa; Chordata; Mammalia; Carnivora; Mustelidae
Product: basic proline-rich protein-like
Exons: 4
Coding region: 1-1311 (436 amino acids)
Source: RefSeq, a predicted model, not a curated record
AUGGAUGAGGCCAUGUGGCAACGGACACAGAGACAAGGGACAGCUCUUAGCCAAGGGACACGCAGCGCUCCUCCGAAGCUGGAGGAGGACAGAGCGUCCUGCCCUCAGUCCCCCGGAGGGAGCAGGGCUCUGCGGACCCUUGACUUCGGACUCCGGCCUCCAGAAUGCGAGAGCGGAGGUUCCCGCUGCGUUGGCCACGCAGGCCCCGGUGCAGCCGCCGAGGACACCGACAAACACCAGCGGCCAGACAGGCAGGGCUCCUGGUCCCCGCCUCAGCUUCACGCGGGGGCCGAACGCCCCUACCACCCCAUCCCCCACACUGCGUAUCACCCGCAGUCCCAGAAGAGAUCCCCUGGAUUCGGGGACUCCACCCGCCCCAAGACCCCGCGUGCCAUCCUGAGCGGCCCUCGGGCGGCCCUGGGACGCUGGACACCCCGAGGGCAGUGGGAGCGGGGAGGAGGGGACACGGCCCUGGCGUCCCUUCCCCGGGGCGCUGUGGACACUGGGGGCGCGGCAUUCCCUGGGGCGGGGCCGCCCGCGCUGCGGGGUCCGAGCAGCGCCCUGCUCGGUGCCAGGCGCUCCGCUCCCCUGCACGACAGCCACCACGUCCCCAGACACGGCCCCGGGGGCCGGGGACAGGCCGAGUGGCCCCGGGCAGACCCCGCUCCCCACGACGUCCGGGCGUCCCUGCCCCGCUCCGCCGCCAGGAGCAAACAGCAGCGCGCGCCCCGGGGUCUCGCACGCGGGCUCCCUGCGGGGGACGGUUCUGGGAGCUGGGCGACCUUGCCCACGGUCCCGGCCGCCUCUCGGGAAGGCCGAGGCCCCGUGACCGGACCCCCGCCCGGACCCCCGCCCGGACCCCCGCCGGGACCCCCGCACACCUGGCGCCGGGCGCUGCGGGCCAGGAAAGCGGCUGCCCGGCCCCGGGGAGGGCGCAGGUGCCACGGGGCGCGCAGCGCUCGGACGCCACCGGCCCCCACCCCGGCCCUCCACGCAGACGCGGUCCCCACGCCAGCCCGGCCCGCUAACUCCCUCGGGCUGCGCCCCCUGCCCCGCCGGGUUAACUCACGCUGCGCCGCCCCCGCCGUGCGCCCAGGCGGACUCCGCAGUGCGCCUGCGCGGCACCCGGCUGGGAACUACAAGUCCCAGGAGCCGCGGGGGUGGCGCUGGGGUCCCCCGUCCCUCUGGGGGCAACGAGAGGACUCACAGCGCCCUCUGCGGGCGGGCGGUGUCUACGCAGGACGGAGAGGCUCCUUCGUGCCCCUGUGCGCAGCGGCAGACGCGUCCUGGACCGAGCCGGUCCCUAAAUGA